CUCUUGUUGCUGCAAAUUACAAUUUACAGCACAGAAACCAGAAAUUAUGGGACAGGGUGAAGAAAUUAAAACUCGAAGCGAUCCCAAACUUGAAAUACAGGAGAGAGGUGAAAUAUUCUUCUUUUACCGCCCAAAAGUGGAGAAACAAGAAGCCCACUCUGCUGAAGAUGUUCAACGUUUGUAUCUUAUUUUACGCCCUGAGUCCGGAGAGCGUUCCGUGGAGGAGAAGCAACAGCCCCGUGAAGCUUCUCCUUCUUCUUCUUCUUCUCCCGGAAAGAAACAUACAGAGGGUGGUCAUGGUGUUCAGGAAGUGAACAUCGAAAAGGAGGCAUUGCUGCGAUUUAUUGUGAUGGGAAGGAAAAGCCUACCGGACCCUGUCAAGAAAUCUCGACCUUACUGGGGUUUUGUGGACCUCGUCACUACUGAAAUUGAUCAACUCAAGGAUGCUCUCGGAGGAGAGGAAUAUGAUACUUCCACUAGAGGUCAUAGACACAAGUUUCCGGCACGACCAGUUGGUGAAGGGAUAUAUCGCAUAUUGAGGCACUAUCCUGAAAAGAAAUCAAUGCACACUCAUUUGGUCUACAAGCUAGAGCUCCCUCCUGAGAACAAGGAAAAUGAACCCCAACACUCUCUCAACAUCGAGCGUGAAGCCUCUUAUCUUAUACAGAUAAAGAACCCCGAGCAGCAAAGUGACGGCGGUGGCGGAUUCAGAGGGCUCCAGAGCAAGCGCAAGGCCAUGUUUCCUGCUCACCUACAAGGCCAGUUUGGCCACAAAAGAUUCUCGCCAGCUGAUCCGCCCGACUUUCUGAACUAUGAAGGAUGUGAAUUCUUGCUGAUAUCCGCCUCUGAUGAUAUAGAGGAUGAAUUGGGGUUGGAGCUGAAGACAGAAGGUCAUGAAACAGAUCCAUCUUGCUCUGAUUUAGUCAAGACAUUAGGAGACAGUGUGACUACCACCACUGAGCUCUUUGAAGGCACUUGGGCUUGAAAAACUAGCUUUUUCUUUGUUAUAAUCUCUGUUUCAAAAAAAAUUGAACAUCUUUGUAAAUAGUGGUUCACUGUUUGAUUCAGGGUGUGUAAUAUAUUUAUAAUAUGUAAGAAAAAAAACCUGGGUUGUAAAAAACAGG
Molecule: messenger RNA, 1124 nt
Organism: Mercurialis annua (annual mercury)
Lineage: Eukaryota; Viridiplantae; Streptophyta; Magnoliopsida; Malpighiales; Euphorbiaceae
Exons: 3
Coding region: 47-985 (312 amino acids)
Source: RefSeq, a predicted model, not a curated record